AUGUUAGAUCAUCCUAUCAAUGUAGGAAGGUACCAAUUAUCAGCAUUAUCAACGUACUCCUAUAUGAUAGAUUGGGUUUUAUAUGGAACGGUUUAGGUGUUGAUGUUGCUCUUUGGGUCAAAUAUUACACCAAGGUUCCAUGAGUUCCUGUUGGAUGAUAUUUCAUUGAUGAAUUCUUACAAAGGCGAAGAACUGACUGCUAUUCCCAUUCCAAUACUUGUAUUAAUAUCUCUUGGAAUCCCAAUUAUAAUAAUUGUAAGUCUUAGUGCUUUCCGGAAAUCUUUAAGUCUCCAAAGGAGACUUUGGGAUAUAUUUUGCGGAUUAUUGUCAUUAUGUGGGAGUCAAGUCACUCAAUUAACAAUUACCAUACUUUUGAAAAACAUAUGUGGCUUACCCCGCCCCGAUCUAAUAUCUCGAUGCUUACCGAGUGUCUCGGUACUACCAUUUGGACAAUUGGCAACCAUAGAGAUUUGCACAAAUGAUGACUUGCCAUUACUAAUGGAUGGAUUCCGUUCGUUCCCUAGUGGUCAUCUGCUGACAGUCUUCUGUGCUAUGGUUCUUGUAAGUUUAAAUAUAUGUGGGAAACUUCAAGUAUUUGAUAGACGAGGGAUUUCAUCACAUGUAAUAUUGGUUAUUCUCCCGUUAUUACUUGCAUGUUUUGUUGCUUGCACUAGAAUUAGUGAUAAUCGUCAUUUCCUCAGAGAUGUCAUUGGUGGUUCAAUCAUUGGUUCUACAGUUGCAAUUUUUUUCUAUUACCAAUAUUUCCCAAGUAUCUUCAAUCUAGAAAAUUGUGGUAGAGCAUACCCACCAAGAAGAUAUGGUUUGGCGACCUUAUAUAAUAAUGUUGAAGGAUUUUGGAAUCUUGAAGAACGUACCUCGGGAUCAUUCCAAAGAAGAAAUUUGAAUUCAAUUGAAUCAUUGAGAAAGUUGAUUGAAGCUACAAAUAUUCAUAUUUCUCCUCAAGAUUUGGUUUCUACUGGAUUAUCUGAAAAUAUAGAUUUAUUAAAUAGAUUAAGUCAAGAACUUAAUGGUAGAUAUAUUAAUUUGGAUGAAUAG
[Candida] anglica is the source of this 1056-nucleotide messenger RNA. The record is from the annotation of a GenBank genome assembly. Lineage: Eukaryota; Fungi; Ascomycota; Pichiomycetes; Serinales; Debaryomycetaceae.